Molecule: messenger RNA, 999 nt
Organism: Prunus armeniaca (apricot)
Lineage: Eukaryota; Viridiplantae; Streptophyta; Magnoliopsida; Rosales; Rosaceae
Source: the annotation of a GenBank genome assembly
AUGGGCAGAAAGUGCUCACAUUGUGGAAACAUAGGCCACAAUUCAAGGACCUGCACGAAUUUCAGAGGGACUGGUACAAGUUUUAGUGUUGGUCAUGUUGGGGUUAGGCUCUUUGGUGUCCAACUUCAUCAUCAUGAUCAUCAUCAUCUCAUGAUGCCUUCAUCAUCUAAUAUGAAUCAUCAUGUUGCCAUGUCCAUGAAGAAAAGUUUCAGCAUGGAUUGCUUGCCCACGUCAUCGGCCUCAUCGUCCUCCCCAUCUUCUUCAAGAAUUUCUGUGGAUGAGAAUUCUAUUCAGGAUAAAGCAUCCAUCGGCUAUCUCUCUGAUGGCCUCAUAUGCCGAGCCCAAGAGAGGAAAAAGGGAGUUCCAUGGACAGAAGAGGAGCACCGGACGUUUCUAAUCGGUCUCGAGAAGCUUGGAAAGGGUGACUGGAGAGGCAUCUCUAGGAACUAUGUGACCACAAGAACCCCAACCCAAGUUGCCAGCCAUGCUCAGAAGUACUUUCUCAGGCAAGCAACCCUCACCAAGAAGAAACGACGUUCUAGCCUCUUCGACAUGUUUGGGAGGAGCAACAACAUCAAUCUGUCGUCUGGUCAUCCUGCCAAUACCAACACCUCUCAUUAUAAGCAGCCAUUAAGCAAUGAUCAUCAAGUUCUUCCUCCUCAACAUAACAAUAUUAUUCAUGACAAUUCUGGUGCCACGCUGCCUCUGCUUGAACUUGUCACCUCCGUAGCAGCUCAAAAUCCAAACUUAGAUAAUCGAAAACCGGAUCACUGCAGUGCUAAUCAGCAGCUGCCGGUUUGGAUUUACGGGUUGAUCGAUUCCCAGAUGAAAUAUUCAUCAAACAUUGCUGCCUCAAAACCAGCUUCAUCAGCAUCAGUUGUACCGGAUCUAGAGCUCAAGCUUGCGGUGCCAACUAGUCCUAGUUUGGAACAAAAAAAUAAAUCUUCCCCAUCCCCUGCAGGUCCCCUUCUUAAUCUUGGACCAAUUAGUGUUACAUGA